CUUAAAUCAUAGGAAAAAAGGUCUUGACAGUAUAUUAUCAACGACUGGGUAACAUUCACUUUUAAGGCAGCGCGCAGUGCCAUGGGGCUAUGAAGGCCGUGUGGUAAUUGCGGCCGUGGAGUAGGCCAGAGGGACUGAGGUCAGGUCGAGCCGGGGCUAGAAGGCCGAUGGAAGAAGAUUGGACAGCCUCUCUUGUACUUGUUGACCAAGUACUACUCUACACCAUCUAUUUCUUCGCCUGCUCUGCAAUCAUGCCGAAUACUUGACACUUCCGACUAGCAUUAUUCACCGCCCAUAACGUGCUACUCGUCGCAUAUACUCGCGUUCGCGACUCAGGAUCACCGUAAUAACCCCUUUCCGCAACCGCACGUGGCCACGGUCGACAAGAUGGCCAGCACAGGCAGUAAGAGGCAACAGGCUCGUAAUGAGCGCAUGUUGCAGGAUUUGUUGAAGUCUGUACCCGGAAAUGAUAGAUGUGCCGAUUGUGGUGCAAGGAAUCCAGCAUGGUCGAGCUGGAGCCUGGGAAUCUUCCUCUGCAUGAGCUGCGCCGCCCUCCACCGCAAAAUGGGUACUCAUAUUUCAAAAGUAAAAUCGCUGAGCAUGGACAGCUGGUCCCCUGACCAGGUCGACAACAUGAAGCGAGUGGGAAACGUCACAUCGAACCGCGCAUUCAACCCUCAGAACGUCCGACCAGACAUUCCUACCGACGCUGACGAGGUCAGCGGUGUCAUGGAACGCUUCCUCCGCCAGAAGUACGAGCACAAGGCCUUUGUUGGCGCGAGGCCCAGAAGCAACACAGUCGGUGGAGCCAGUAUCAGUUCGACCGAGGGAGUGCCUCCGCCUCUGCCGCCCAAACCUGGAAAGAAGUUUGGUUUCUCGCUCGGUGUUCGCUCGUCAUCAGCCACACAACAAAGAUUCACACCUCCCCUGUCGCCUGCCUUGACUGGAUCCGAUGGCCGCUCGACUCCGCCUGUUGGAAAGAUGAACAAGCAAUCGCGCGUCUUCGGUUCCGCUGUAGGAAAUCAGGAGGAAGAUACAUUUGACACAAAGCUGGCAUCGCUUAGAGAGAUGGGCUUCCCGGACACUCGUCGCAACUCGAUGGUUCUGAAGAGCGUCAAUGGCAGUCUGGACAGGGCCGUAGAGACUCUUGUGCGCUUGGGUGAUACAACUUCAGGAGCACAGGGUACCUUGACCCCCAUGUCGGGUAGCACCAGCAGUUCAAAUGCGAACGGCAUCUACAUUGAGAAACAGCGCGCUCAGCCAGAGAAGGCCGCUUCUUCGACGAAUCCCUUCGAUGCACUGGACUUGCAGCCACCACGCCGUGCCUUUACUCAGCCCAUCAUCUCGACCGCAGCUCCGCAACCUUCCUACAAUCCUUUCCUCCAAUCUGCCCAGCCACAGCAACAGCAACCUCUUCAGAACUCUUUCGCCGCCAUGCAAAUCGCAAACCAGCAACCUCAGCAAUACCAGAACAAUCCUUUCAUGCCCCAGCAAAUGCCACAACCCAUGCAAGCUCCUAUAUAUCAACCCCAGGACGCACAGCAAUAUCCGCAAUCACAAGCACAAUCUAACCCCUUUUUGAGAAAAACCCAGUCUCAAACAUUUGCUCCUUCAAAUCCUUUUGGCAUACAGCUUUCGACCGCUCCACAAAACCCAUGGCUCGCACAGCAGCAAGCCCAGUCGCCUGCUGCAAUCUACCAGCAGACACAGGACUUUUUUUCUGCUCAACCACAGCAGCAGCAGCAGCAGCAGCAAAAUCCUUACCAACAGCAACCACAGCAGCAACAGCAGAAUUCUUACCAGCAACAACAACAACCGCAGCAGCUGGCUCCCCAACACACGUCGAAUCCCUACGGAAACAUGACAUCUCAACCUUCUUCCACUCCCUUCCAACUACCUCAAUCUAGUCAACCCGAACCCUAUCAAUCCUAUCAAUCUGCCCAACAGCAGCAGCAGCAGCAGAUGCCACAGCAAAUGCCUCAACAACAGCAACAGCAACAACUCUACCCACAACCCACCGGCCGCUACGGAAAAAUGGACAUCAUGGCCCUCUACGCCCACCCCCAACUCGCCCCCUCCCGCCCCCUCCAAUCCCUCCCCGAAAACAGCAUGGCUCCCCAACAACCCCAGCAACAAGAAAUGCAAGCUCCCCAAAUGGCACCACCGCAAAGAAGCGUCACUAUGCCCGUGGGGAGUGGCAGUAUGAAUCCCUUUGGCACGGGCUUUGCUCCACAACAAGAGCAGCAAGCUAGAGUGGGUGCUAGACAUGUUAGUCAAGAAAGUAGGGAUUUUGUGGGCAUGGGUAAUGGGAGACCGCAUAGUCCUGAUGCAUUUGCGGGGUUGAGUGCGAGAUAUGCUCGUUGAUUGUUCUUUUUUGUUUUUUUUCUUCUUCCUUGGUUAUACCCCAUCUUCUUGUCUCUGCUCUUCUGCGUCUUGGGGCUAGUCGUUCUUUCCUUUCGCACAUUGGAGUAAGGCGUUUCCACGCCAUCUUCUUCAUAACUUGAGGCUCUCCGGAAUCGGGGUUACUCUUUUUGUUACGUAUUCGGGAUUCAGGAGCACUGCAUUCAAAACUUCCUCGGUUCUCUUUCUGAGCCGCGACCUUUCUUUCUUCUUGUUACGUAUAGUUUUUGCUUUUCCCUACUUGGAUUAGAAAAAUGAUUUAGCGCUGCUUUUUUACCUUUGGUAAGAAGAAGGCUGUUUCUAACUGCAAGUACCAUGGUCGUGUUUCUUCUUUCCAAAUCGUUCUAGUCGUUUUGCUUGACGUGUUUGUGAA
Aureobasidium subglaciale EXF-2481 is the source of this 2773-nucleotide messenger RNA. RefSeq lists its product as uncharacterized. Bases 388 to 2364 code for a protein of 658 amino acids. The record is from RefSeq and is a predicted model, not a curated record. The transcript has 3 exons. Gene Ontology annotation, biological process: endocytosis; intra-Golgi vesicle-mediated transport; endoplasmic reticulum to Golgi vesicle-mediated transport. Lineage: Eukaryota; Fungi; Ascomycota; Dothideomycetes; Dothideales; Saccotheciaceae. Gene Ontology annotation, cellular component: Golgi apparatus. Gene Ontology annotation, molecular function: protein binding; GTPase activator activity.